GGUUACUCUGAAAGCAGAUGCUGACAUUUAAACUCCUAACAGGACGGAAAGAAGAGACACUUCAUAAGUGAGAUGGAUCUGCGUGAGGUAAAAUGGAAAUCAGCUGCUGUCAGUGUGCUGCUGUUCAUUCUCUACCUCAGCAACACUGCUGCUGCCGUCAGCCUGAAGGAACAUCUGGCUGACUGUCUGAAGGACAAUGACUACGAGGAGCUGCUGCACACGGUGAAGACCGGCCUCCCUCACAUAAAUACAUCUCAUCAUGUGGUUAUCGUGGGAGCUGGCAUCGCUGGACUGACGGCUGCCAAGCUCCUGCAAGACGCAGGACACCAGGUGACCAUAGUGGAGGCUAGUGGUCGUGUUGGAGGACGAGUGGAGACCUACAGGAAUGAAGAAGAGGGCUGGUAUGCUGAACUGGGAGCCAUGAGGAUCCCAAGUUCUCAUCGAAUCGUCCACUGGUUUGCUGAAAAGCUGGACGUCAAGCUGAAUGAAUUCAUCAUGGAUGACCCCAACACCUUUUACUUCGUUAAUGGGUUGCUGAAGAGGACGGAUGCAGUCCAAAAAAACCCUGACAUCCUCAAAUACAAUGUUAGUAAAAGUGAGAAAGGAAAAUCAGCCGACAAGCUGCUACAACAAGCUUUGCAGAAGGUCAAAGAUGAAGUGGAGGCUCAUGGUUGCAGGGCUGCACUGAUAAAAUACGAUCGUUAUUCUGUAAAGGACUAUCUGAGAGAAGGAGGUCUGAGUUCAGAAGCAGUGAGGAUGAUUGGAGACCUGCUUAAUGAACAGAGCCUCAUGUACACUGCGCUGAGUGAGAUGAUUUAUGACCAGGCUGACAUCAAUGAUGACGUGAAGUACUCAGAAGUGACUGGUGGGUCGGACCUUCUCCCCAAAGCUUUUCUUAAUGUCCUCAAUGUCCCAAUUCUUUUCAACUCUACGGUCAAACGCAUCAAACAGUCAGAUAAAGGUGUAACUGUUUCGUAUCAAAGAGACCAACAGACCAACAGUCUUUCUGCCAACAUCGUUCUGGUAACAACCACAACCAAAGCAGCCCUUUUCAUGGACUUUGUUCCAGCUCUCUCCGUUAACAAGAUGGAGGCACUGAGGGCAACCCACUAUGACAGUUCUACUAAAAUCCUCCUUACCUUCAGCGAGAGGUUCUGGGAAAAGGACGGCAUCCGAGGGGGAAAGAGCAUCACUGACAGGCCCUCACGUUACAUCUACUACCCCAGCCAUAGUUUCCCAACAAAUAAGACCAUCGGUGUCCUCCUGGCUUCCUACACCUGGUCUGAUGACUCCCUCCUCUUCUUAGGUGCCAGCGAUGAAGACCUGAAAGAACUGGCUCUGAGAGAUUUGGCAAAGAUCCAUGGUGAUCAUGUCGGGUCUCUCUGCACAGGGGUGUUGGUGAAGAGGUGGAGCAUGGAUCCUCACAGCUUGGGCGCCUUCGCUCUCUUCACACCCUACCAACAUUUAGAGUACUCUAAGGAGCUCUUCAGAAGUGAAGGCAGGGUGCACUUUGCUGGUGAACACACAGCCUUCCCUCACGCUUGGAUCGAGACAUCUAUGAAAUCUGCAAUCAGGGCUGCUACCAAUAUUAACAAAGUGACCGUCUUCAAUUUAAAAACCGCUAAAUGUCCACCACGAGAUGACCUCUAGGUUCUGCAUGACCGAGUCUCAGCAACUGUGUACUAUGGUAUUCAUAAAAAGAACACAAAAAAGUGCAACAUAUCUGGCUAAUGCCACAGAAAUGUACUAUGUUGAAAUGUGUCUGUCAUAGAAUGAAAUUUGUUUCAUAGUAUACAAAUACAAAUAUAUCAAUUUCAUUAAGAUUGAAAACAAUCCCCCAAAAAACUUUAUUUGAAUAUACAUUUAAUCAUCAACCUUCCCAUCCAGCCAAUACUAGCUCACAUUGCCAGUUUGCCACUUGACACAUAGAAAUCCAUUUAUGUUCAUCUAGAGUCAGCAAUUAACGUAGCCUGUAUGUCUUUAGCCUGUGGGAGCACACCGAGCACGAAAGAACCCAACCAGCCGUUGGAUUUGAACCCUGGACCUUCUUGCUUCAAAGUGUCACUUAAUUAAUACAAAUAUUUUCUUCCUCAUAAUCUUUCUCCACCAACACUUCUGUAUUAUACAUAAUCAAUCAGGGGACACAGGUAUGCUUGUCACAUGGUACAUACUGUAUGUUUGUUGUGGCUGUGAUUC
Anarrhichthys ocellatus (wolf-eel) is the source of this 2196-nucleotide messenger RNA. RefSeq names its product L-amino-acid oxidase-like. The record is from RefSeq and is a predicted model, not a curated record. Gene Ontology annotation, molecular function: L-amino-acid oxidase activity. NCBI's taxonomy places the organism in Eukaryota, Metazoa, Chordata, Actinopteri, Perciformes, Anarhichadidae. Gene Ontology annotation, biological process: amino acid catabolic process. The transcript is spliced from 8 exons. The coding region runs from base 73 to 1650 and encodes 525 amino acids.